Messenger RNA from Plasmodium cynomolgi strain B, 390 nucleotides. Its product is annotated as 60S ribosomal protein L14. The record is from RefSeq and is a predicted model, not a curated record. Gene Ontology annotation, cellular component: ribosome; cytosolic large ribosomal subunit. Gene Ontology annotation, biological process: ribosomal large subunit biogenesis; translation. Gene Ontology annotation, molecular function: structural constituent of ribosome; RNA binding. Lineage: Eukaryota; Apicomplexa; Aconoidasida; Haemosporida; Plasmodiidae.
CUCUGCUUCGUUGUGGACAUCGUGACGCUGACCCGAGUCAUUGUCGAUGGAGCCUUCAUCACAGGAGUACCCCGAAUGGUCAUACCCCUGAAGAGACUGAAACUCUUAAAAGAAAGAAUCAAAAUUAAUAAAAAUUGCAAAACAGGAUUUCUCCAAAAAACUAUAAAAAGUACAAAUAUUUUAGGAGAGUUUAAAAAAUCCAAUUUGGGAAAAAAGUUGACGAUUAAAAAAAAGAGAGACUUAGCCACCGACUAUGAACGCUUCCAGAUUUAUCACGCCAAGAGAGAACUGAAAAAAAAAAUGAACCUCCUGAUGAGCAAGAAGGAGAGUAGCAGUAAGGGAGACAAGAAGAAGAAGGCCAAGAAGGUUAAGAAGGCGGGGAAGAAGUAG